AUGGCCUGUACCCUAAAAACAACUAAAUUUGUUAAACAAAUCCAACAACUGUCUAAAAGAUCAUUUUCUGAAUCAUCAUUUCCUAAAAUAACGACUCAUUACUCAGUGGUACCUCGAGAAAACGAUCCAAGAUGGAAAGACGUAAAUAUGGAGAGAUACGUCGACGAAACGGACAUUCUGAUUGUUGGCGGAGGACCUGCUGGACUUUCGGCAGCAAUUAGAGCUAAAAAACUAGCGGAGGAAUCCGGACGUGAUUUACGUGUCACAUUAAUUGAGAAAGCAGGUACCGUAGGCAGUCAUAUACUCAGUGGAGCUUGCAUUGAUCCAGUCGCCUUGAAUGAAUUAAUUCCCAACUGGCAAGAACUCGGUGCGCCUCUAAAAACACCAGUUACUGAGGAUAAAUUUGCAUUGUUGACGGAAAAGGGUCGCAUACCGAUCCCCAUUGUCAAAGGAAUGCCUAUGUACAAUCACGGAAACUAUAUUGUCAGAUUAGGACACGUAGUAUCGUGGUUGGGCGAGCAAGCAGAGGCAGCAGGUGUUGAAUUAUACGCUGGUUAUGCAGGAUCAGAAGUUAUAUAUCACCAAGACGGCUCGGUGAAGGGUGUAGCGACUAAUGACGUCGGCAUAGCCAAAGAUGGCUCACCAAAAGAGACAUUCGAACGUGGGAUGGAGCUUCACGCCAAAUGCACUAUCUUCGCCGAAGGCUGUCACGGGCACCUGACAAAACAGGUGUCGCAAAGAUUAAAUCUGCGAUCAGAUUGUGAGCCCCAGAGCUACGGUAUCGGACUGAAAGAGGUAUGGGAAAUAAAUCCAGAAAAACAUCGUCCUGGCGCAGUUGAACACACAGUAGGUUGGCCGCUUGAUAAAAACACCUACGGUGGCUCCUUUUUGUAUCAUUUAAAGGACGAGACGCCAUUAGUGGCUGUUGGAUUCGUUAUUGGACUGGACUACACUAAUCCAUACUUGCAUCCUUUCAAAGAAUUUCAGAGAUUCAAGCAGCAUCCGGCUAUCCGUCCAACGUUUGAGGGUGGAAAGAGGAUAGCUUACGGUGCGCGAGCUCUAGUGGAAGGCGGUUUUCAGAGCAUACCAAAGCUUCAAUUCCCUGGCGGGUGUUUAGUUGGGUGCACUGCGGGAUUUCUCAAUGUACCCAAGAUCAAGGGCGUACAUAAUGCCAUGAAAAGCGGUAUGCUUGCAGCUGAGAGCGCCGUUGAAGCGAUAAUUGAGGCAGAGACCACUACUCCAACGGCUCUCGGUCUCGAACUCAAGACUUACACGGAUAAAAUAAAAAACAGCUGGAUUUGGAGUGAGCUUAAAGCUGUGAGGAAUUUCCGACCUAGCUUUCACUCUAGUUUGGGAUUGUAUGGAGGUCUCAUGUACGGAGGCUUCUCGAUGCUAACAAGAGGCAAAGAACCCUGGACCCUCUCUCAUGGCGGUCCUGAUCACGCUAAGUUGAAGCCGGCGUCUCAGUCCACGCCAAUUGAAUAUCCAAAGCCAGAUAAUCAAGUGUCCUUUGAUUUACUUUCGUCUGUUGCACUCACUGGAACUAACCAUGAGCCGGACCAACCACCUCAUUUAACUCUUCGUGACGACACUGUACCAGUUAAAAAUAACCUCAAGGUUUACGAUGGACCUGAGGGACGUUUCUGCCCUGCUGGUGAGUAA
Molecule: messenger RNA, 1662 nt
Organism: Cotesia congregata
Lineage: Eukaryota; Metazoa; Arthropoda; Insecta; Hymenoptera; Braconidae
Source: the annotation of a GenBank genome assembly